AUGUCGACCUUCAACGGGAUCGUGGAAGUCGAUUACUUUCGCAAGAUCCCUGAUAGGCCAGCUCCGCUGGUUUGCUUCCUCAGCCAUGUUCAUAGCGACCAUCUGCAAGGCUUGGAGUCCUUGCGGUCACCCUUCAUAUACUGCUCAGCUGUGACAAGGGAGACCUCACUUGCGUCUCUCCAACCAUUCAGCCGCACUACACAUGUAGAUUCUUCUCCAGAGUUGAAUUUCUACCUGUUGCUAUUGCAAAUUGAGAGAUACCCUCAUCGCAUGAACUUUGCAAAAGGCAUUCUGGAGUCGAGGAAGCAGCACUACGGGCACUUGGCGAAGCUGCUGAGGCCGAUUCCGUUGAAUACUCCCACCGAUAUCGAGCUGACCCCUCGCCAACGGAUUCGAGUCACGCUGCUAGAUGCGAACCACUGCGCGGGCGCGGUGAUGUUCCUCAUCGAAGGCGACGGCAAGGCGAUUCUCUAUACGGGAGACAUUCGUGCCGAGUCCUGGUGGGUGAACAAAUUGGCCAGACACCCCGUCCUCAUCCCGUACACCUGCGGCUUUAAACGCCUCGAUACCAUCUAUCUUGACACAACCUUUGCCAUCAAGUCUCACAUCUACAAGACGUUUCCAUCCAAAGCUGAAGGAAUCAGGGAGCUCCUCGAAAAAGUCCAGGAUUAUCCGGACGACACCGUCUUUUAUCUGAGAGCGUGGACAUUUGGCUACGAAGACGUCUGGUUAGCGCUCUCAGCGGCGUUGAAUUCCAAGGUUCACGUCGAUAGAUACCAGCUAGGACUCUAUCAGUCCCUCUCGUCACGUUCUCACACAACGACCGGGUUUGACGACGCCCUCUUUCUCUGUGGCUUUCAACUGGGUAACAAGUUCAUUCCCGGCUGCUUGACCGCGGACGAGAGUGCGCGAAUCCACAGUUGCGAACCGGGAGAUUUUUGCUCGACCAUGGCCUCAGGAAACGCUGUCUUCAUCACACCGAUUGUCACCCGCACAGGCGACGGGUCGGAGGUGCCGGAAAUAGGCGCAGGCGGAGGGAAAGGCGAUCUGUAUCAGAGCCACGAGCUCGAAUUGCCGGACGAGUCGACAGUCCAGCAGCUCGAAAAACUGUGUCUGGAGCAGAUUCAGGACGAUAAAGUCCUAUCCCAGACCAAACAAGCCUUGGUUUCUGCCUUCAAAUCGAAGAACAAAACUCUGUCUCUGGAUCAGUAUGGACUGAAGGAUGACAGCGACAUAUCUCUCAAGGAAUUAGUAGCCAUCAUCAGCCACGGCCAGAAAGAUCGCGCUGAAGGAGGCACUCCUUUGACUGGGCUCCGGGACAAAGACGGCCGUGAACUUCCACGUACUAUUCAAUUCCCUUAUUCUCGUCACUCAUCUUACUCUGAGCUCUGCGAACUUGUCGCCGCUUUCAAGCCCAAAGACAUUUAUCCCUGCACUGUCGAUCCUGAGACGUGGAGUGAGGAGGUUUCUAUGAGAAGCCUUUUCGGACAUCUAUGCUCCGGGGAUGAUUUUUCGCAUGACAGAUGCAUGAGAGAGAUGCUUGAUCAGAACGAGUCGAGGCCCAGCAAGAGAGUGCGGCAUGCAAGCUCGUCUAUGACUUCGAGCCAACAGUCUAGCAUUUCAUAUAACACGGAUGAUGACAGCAGUGCUACUGGAGAUGGACUGGGUAGAGUCCAACAUGCGGACCCGGUGACCAGCAGCGCCGACAUUCUUCCCACUCAACAGGCUGUCUCUCACUCACAUUCGCAGGGCGAAGACGCCAUGGACAGAAUCCGCAGCGUCAGAGACUGUUUGGAAGAAAUGAAAGAUCAGAUGCUUUUCACCAAUGGACCCUUGCCCGCAUACAUGCGGGUAAAUCAUGAACAGGCGGGGCCAGAGAAGCAGCAACAUGCGAGGGAAGACCAGGAUAACAGUCAGGAAUCAAUGAUGUCCACAGAUCCUACCAGUCAGACCAGCUGCCCGGAAAGCCAGCUUUCAGUUCCCAUCUCGUUAUUUGAAUCGCAGAGUCAGGACGACAGCAACAAGAACCACGGCCAGCAUGAGCAACUCGAUAUCCCCAACACUGACAGGCCUAGCGAUCUCGAUGUCGAAAUAGCUCCCUCUAACAAUACCACCGCUAACAACAACAAUAGCAACGACCACAAUAAAAGUCCUACCUCCUCGUCCUCCUCGCUCAAAAACCGCCUACGGGCCUACCAUGCCGCUCGAGAAGGGACCUUUGACGCCUGGAGCGAAGUGGCUCUGGUAUCGGCGGGGAACAACCACACGGAGGAGGAGGUUGAGCUGUGA
Rasamsonia emersonii CBS 393.64 is the source of this 2289-nucleotide messenger RNA. RefSeq lists its product as uncharacterized. The record is from RefSeq and is a predicted model, not a curated record. Gene Ontology annotation, biological process: double-strand break repair via nonhomologous end joining; protection from non-homologous end joining at telomere; interstrand cross-link repair. The transcript is spliced from 8 exons. Bases 1 to 2289 code for a protein of 762 amino acids. Lineage: Eukaryota; Fungi; Ascomycota; Eurotiomycetes; Eurotiales; Trichocomaceae. Gene Ontology annotation, molecular function: 5'-3' DNA exonuclease activity; damaged DNA binding.